UCGGCGGCCGCCGUAGGAGCCGCGCUCUGAUCCCCAUGGCAACAGUGAGAAGCAGAGGGAGGUUUCUGGUUGGAGCAGUCUCCGCGGCCGAGCGGACCCAGCUCGGCGCAGAAUCCGUGAACCGCCCACGGCCUCGAGGCUCCUGAACUGACCUGCGCUGUCCUGCCCCAUGGACGCCUCCUCUAGCCCCUGGAAUCCAACCCCGGCUCCUGUCAGCACUCCUCCCCUGCUGCUCCCCAUCCCUGCCAUCGUCUUCAUCGCUGUGGGCAUCUAUUUGUCGCUGCUGGGCCUAGUGCUGCUGACUAGGCACUGCCUGCUGGCCCAGGGCUGCUGCACAGCCUGCAGCUCCCCCUGCAGGAAGCAAGGUGUCUCUGGGCCCCAAGACUGUUGCUGGACCUGUGCAGAAGCCUGUGACUUCCCUCUGCCUGGCCCAGCCCACUGCCUGGAUGCCUGCUGCCUCCAGCCCACCGAAGCUGGUUGGGCCCCUUGCUGCCCUCGCUGCUGUCCACUCUGCGACUGUGCCUGUGCGUGCCAACUUCCUGACUGCCAGAGCCUCAACUGUCUCUGCUUUGAGAUCAAGCUCCGAUGAGGACCCAGAGUCCUUGCCCUUUGGGGAGAGGCCAGCCCCCAGGGCCCGCAUGACCUCUUUCCUGAGAGGCCUCAGGACAGUUUUCUCCAGGCCACUGGAACCACAAAUGACCUGUCCAGCUCACCAGCCUGGGAACCAGCCGU
Equus caballus (horse) is the source of this 732-nucleotide messenger RNA. Its product is annotated as male-specific sperm protein Mst84Db. The record is from RefSeq and is a predicted model, not a curated record. Lineage: Eukaryota; Metazoa; Chordata; Mammalia; Perissodactyla; Equidae.